Oppiella nova is the source of this 530-nucleotide messenger RNA. NCBI's taxonomy places the organism in Eukaryota, Metazoa, Arthropoda, Arachnida, Sarcoptiformes, Oppiidae. The record is from the annotation of a GenBank genome assembly.
UUAGCAAGGACAUUCCACCCUAAUCUCCACUUAUGUAUUUGAAAACUUAUUAAAUUGAGAGCACUUUCUGUAUAUAUAAUUGAAUGACAAAUUAAUCUCACAAUUUAUUAUUAAAAAUAACUUUUUGUGCAUAAAAAGUACACAUUUUCGAUAAGAAACUGAGUGUAUAUUAAGUGUAAAAUAAAAUUGUGCUCAUAUCCGGUACUGUGCUUGGUUCUUUAUAGAUUUUAGUAAUUGUUAGUCAAAACCUAUUGGAACUACUCUUAGGCGAAGAUAUGGUGAAGGCGUGGUAUAUGAAUGACAACGACUCGGAGGACCAGAGAAGUGAACGACAUUUAAGUCCUCAACGAUUCGUAUCAUUGGAUGAGUUGAGCGAAAAGAGCGGUGUUUUGUAUUAUGCGAUCAAUGCCGACGACUACGAGGCGGAGGGAAAGUUGGCGACAAUCCGGGCCGAGAGGGGCUACACCUACUCGGACUCACUGGAGUGUUGCCCCGAAAAGCUGGACAACUAUUUGGAGAAAAUAAAGUCA